UGUUUUAAUAAACAGUAUGUAAUUAUUAUCUUUGUAUAAUUGUUUAUUAUGUAAUCCUCAGUUUAUACUUGUACAAUUUUUAGGGGUUCAGAGUACUGUUCUCUUUGUAAACCUGGGCAUCGUGUAAAGUACUCUGUUGUGCAUUUGGUAUUACAGAGUUAUGUGUGGUAUUCACUACUGAGGAAAUCAGCUUAAGAAGCUAUUAAGGUAGCUAUUGAUUUUUUGUGGGUUUUUUUUUUUUUAAAACUGCUGGAUCUCUUUUUCAUAUUUGAAGGUAGCCAUAUAGUUCCUGGCUCAUUCAUGUCAUGGACCUUCUGUUGAUCUGGUUUACACUUCCUUGCAAUUUGGAGCCAAUUUCAUAUCUCAUUUUUAAGGCUUACACUGUAACAACCAAUUGACAGCUUUCUGUUUAAUUCAGUGGAGGAAGCAGAGGUUUUAAACAUAUUUAGGCUGUCCAUUUUCAUUAAGGAAGAGUCAUUCUAGUUAAUGUCUCUGCAGAAGUAUGUGUUAGUGUGAGAUCAACACUGCGCUGCUGUAUUUUGCUUUCUGCAGCUGAUGGGGGUGUGUGCUGACCUGUGAGUUAGAGCUGUCGUGCACCACUGUUGGGGCCUGUCCAGCUGGCAGUUAGAAACCACAGGAAGAAGCAGGCAGUUUGGACAGGCACAGAGUGGAGGAAUGGGAAGGAACCAGAGGUGUUGGUUGUGAGGUGACAUGAGAACCUAAGGGUUGGGGAAGGAGGUGCUGGGUUGCUGACGGAGAGGGGAGAAGGGAAGGAGCAAAGCUAGAAAUCUACAGAAGAAAACUAGAUUUUUGGCCAUGUGUGUGAAAACAUAGUUUUGUGAAUAGUGGAAUUAAUGAAUUGCAAACAUGAGGAACCAGUUAAUAUUUUCAGAAUUCUGGACUUUGAAGCAAAUAGUCUUUUAUGGCCGAGCAAAAGAUGUAACGAUGCCAGCAAAACUUCCAGUGAAUUUUUUCUCCACAAGAUCUCCAGUCAUUGAUCUUUUUCGGGGACAGUUAGACUAUGCAGAUCACCUUCGUCAGGAUUCAGAAAUUGUGCUGUAUUUCUUCUAUGCACCGUGGUGUGGCCAGUCCAUUGCAGCAAGAGAAGAAAUAGAACAUGUGGCCAGCAGAUUGUCAGACCAGGUGCUGUUUGUGGCUGUAAAUUGCUGGUGGAACCAGGGGAAAUGCAGGAAGCAGAAGCAUUUCUUUUAUUUUCCUGUGAUACACUUGUACCAUCGGAGUUUUGGACCAAUUGAAUACAAAGGCCCAAUGAGUGCUGUUUAUAUUGAAAAGUUUGUUCGCCGGGUGAUGACACCACUACUCUACAUCUCGUCUCGAUCAAAAUUACUAGAUUUCCUCUCAAAUUAUGAGCCUGGCGUUCUGGGAUAUUUUGAGUUCAAUGCUUCACCUCAACCACCUGGUUAUUUAACAUUCUUCACAUCAGCACUGCAUUCAUUAAAGAAAGAUUACCUUGGAACAAUACGCUUUGGAGUGAUCACAGAUAAACAUGUUGCAGAGGAGAUCUCACUGGUGCAUUCAGGCAGCGUGUACUUGCACAGACAUGUCAAUACAUCUCUUAUCUAUCCAAAUGACAUCAUGAACUAUACUGCUGAGAACAUUUGCAAGUGGGCUCUAGAAAAUCGAGAGAUGCUCAUACGCUGGCUGAGACCACAUGGUGGAAAAAGCCUUCUUCUAAACAACGAGCUGAAGAAAGGACCAGCACUUCUUAUAUUUAUACCUUACAAUCCCUUAGCAGAAAUUCAUCCUCUUUUAGAUGAAAUUACCAAAGUGGCCUUGGAAUACCACAACUGUAAUAAAAGCCAGGCAGCUGAGCCAGAUCUUCAACACUUAGGAGACACUGAUUCACCAGCUUUUGAUUCCUCUGUACCAGAUGCACAUAUGAAAUUAUCAGAAACAUUUUCAAUAACCAAGUCCCCAUGCUGUAACACAGUGGUGCUUCCACAGUGGCAUUCAAUAUCUAGAACUCACAAUGUCUGUGAGCUUUGCAUUAACCAGACACUUGGUGUCAAACCAAAUAAAGUCCAUGUGCCACACUGUAACUUUUUUGAGAUAGAAGCAGCUUUGGACUCUUUCUACCUCCAGGAACAUACCUUUUUUCAAGUUAUAUCAAAUACCAUAGAAUGCAGCAAUUUCUUAAGUUUCUAUAGUCCCUUUACCUAUUACACUGCAUGUUGCAGGACAGUAAACAGGCAUUUUUUAAGUUUCAUUAGUUCUGAGAAGACCAUAUUUCAGACCCCAAAAGUAACAUUUUCUUCCCAUGGGAAGAAAGAUGACACCCAACAUUCUAUUCCUCACAUUGAGGAUAGGAAUUGUUUUAUUCCUGACCUUCAUAGUAGUGGCACUACCUUUACUGGUCUGAGCUGCAGGACCAACAAAACCUUGAAUCUGUAUCUACUGGAUUCAAAUCUCUUUUGGAUAUAUGCAGAGAGACUAGGAGCAUCGAGAUCUACUCAUCUUAAGGAAUUUGCUGCCAUUGUUGACCUGAAAGAAGAAGUGCACUAUGUCCUGGAUCAAAAUCAGUCACUUGUUGGAUCUACCCUGGAGAACUUCAUAAAAAAUUUCAGUAUUCUCUACAGUCCCUUGAAAAGGCAUCUUGUUGAUGACCCUUCAGUCCAUCUUCAUGACCAGCGUGUAAUCACUGAAGUGACUACUAAUACCUUCCAUCAGACAGUGUUUUUGAGUGAAAAGAAUGUCUUGCUGCUCUAUUACGCACAGUGGUGUGGAUUCUGUGCUUCUCUUAAUCACAUCUUUAUUCAACUUGCUCGGCUUCUGCCUCCAGAUCAUUUCAUUGUGGCAAGAAUUGAUAUCACUCGAAAUGACCUUCCAUGGGAAUUUAUGACAGACCGUCUCCCAACCGUUUUAAUUUUUCCUCAUCGGAGGAAGGAACAAAGUGUGAAGUUCCCUGAAGAUUUUUCAGUUAACCUUCCUAAUCUUCUUAAAUUUAUUUUACAUCACUCAAGUUUUUCUUCAUCAGAGCUCUGUACCAAAGAAUGCCUGCAUAAAGACACAGUUCUACAGCAAGGACAUAUCUCCCACUUAGAGAGAGAAAUUCAGAAGUUAAGAUCAGAAAUCAGUGCCCUUCAUCAGGCCCAUGACCAGCUUGAAGCACAGCUUUCCGAAGCUAGGAGAGAGGAACAUAAACUACAGCAGCAAAAACACACACUUGAAAAACAGCACAAGACUCUGCAGCUCCACAGUGAGCAGUUACAGGCCACAUAUGACCAGAAGAAUCAAGAAUUACUAGCGAUGGCUGAAAAGCUUCAAGAAUUAGCUGAUGCAUCAGAAAACCUUCUUAAAGAGAAUACUUUACUCAGAAUCCUGGUAGCAUCAAGGGAAGGAAAGCUACAGAGCCAAGAUGAAAUUAAAGAACCCCUUCAGUCAGAGCAGAUGCUUUCUGAAGAUAAUUCUGAAGUUUCAACAGCUACUGACACAUUAGAGGACAAAAGGAUUGUUAAGAUUGAUACCACAGAGACAGAACACAGUAGUGGAAACAGGACAGAAUGAUUACUUACACGAAGUCAAAUGAUGCAGUAUUGGGUAGGUAUUUAUGCAAAUUUUAUUGAAAUUCAUUGUAAAUAAAGACUUCUUCCCCCACAUGAUCUAGAAAAAGAAAAAUCAAAUGGAAUAUUUUUGUAUACUUGAACAACUUACUAGAUACCCACAUCUAAAGAGAAGAGGAGAAUGGAAAACACUUUCUGCACUUUACUAUUGCACUAACUUGCAAAUUUUCCAUUUAAAUUGAAGAUCGUGAUUUUUAGGGGCAGCAGUGUGAAGCACUUCUGACUCAGAACCAGUUAUUUUUCACUGGCUUUCUCUUACAGCUGCUAGAAGAGAAAUUAGACCUUUGAUUUCUACUUUUCCAUGAUUUCUGAAGUUUGCCCUUUACACUGCAUUUCCUUUGCUGAAUUAAAAGAGAUACUUCAUCUGUGUAAUCAGUGAACUUGAAUGGACAAAGUCAUCUUGCUACAACUAUUCUGUUCUAGAACUUCAGCACUUCGUAUCACUUUUGUAUACCAGUUACUUGACUGUCUUGAAACCUGCAAGAGCCAUGUGUAAACUGUUCUCUACUGAAAACGAAGGAGUCUUACUGAAUUAAUCCUUUUCUUCUUGAUUUGUAAGAGGUCUAGAAUAUGACAGUUUAAGCAUAUGAGCCUGGCUAUACAUGCAAGUCUCAUGAGACUAAUAUGUUCCAGAAAAGCAUGUGGCAGGGUAAAAAGCUGUACCCCAUAUCGUAGUCAAGAGGCAACAGCAGGAGCUUUCUGCUACUUGACAGCGUUAAUUUUGCUUCAAAUUAUACCCUUCAGUUAAUUUUUAGUGCUACGUUUGCCUUUUUAAGUCAACAUCUUACUGCAGAAGAAAGGGGCAAGACUUUUUGGCUAGGCUGUUACUGUCUUGCGUAUAGUUAGAGUUCUCAAGGAAGCUUGCUAGGCUUGUGUUACUUACUCCAUAUGUACAGGUACAAGAAGCUAGUCUAAUGAUGUCUGUAUAGCUGAAGAACUUGAACUUCAUUAUUUGUAACUUAUCUCAGGGAACAGAUUUACAGAAUUUUUCUCUCCUAGGCAAUUAAGUGUUUAAAAGUUUCUGUAGGCAAAGGAAGCUAGAAAACAGGUCAGUGGCCUCAAAGCAAGUGUGCCUACCCUAAGAGUUUUAGAAUAUGUAAGCUGCCACUGGUGGCUCAGUGUUGUUCUUUCUCCUCCCCUUUUUGUCCCCUGUCCUCCUGCUAAACCUUUGAGGUCUAGGACAAUCUCUUUAAGACAUCUUAUUACAGUUCCUAUAGCUUAACUAUAGCACAAAGCAGGAUCUGCAAGGGGUGUCUAUAUUUGUAAGGACUUUGCCAUUGCUAGCUAAGAACUUUUACAAACUGAACAGCAAAUCUCCUUGCUCCUUUUUAUAGGAAAGCCUGAAAUUAUCUUCUAGUAGUACAGUUAAAUCAAGAGAGUUAUCUACAAGAUAUGUUAAUUGAAUUCUAUAGUUAACUGUUUGUAGAGUAAAAUGCCUUUUUACAACAGGCUGUUAACAUAUACCAUAACUGCUAAGUACACAAACAGGAGCUCUAGGAAAAUGUCAUACUAGUUGCACUUAAGUAACCACUUCUGCAGUUUCAGCAUGCAGACCUGCAGAAGAGAAAAGCCUGCUCUACUGCCAUUUCAAACUGCUGGAAACCUUCUGGACUGUCCCCAAGGGUUCAGUAUCCAUCAUUAGUUCCUAGGCUGGUAUCCAUCAAAAUGGCAGUUUCCUUGCAGUAGCUACAUGGUAGAAGACUCAGUUCUAGCAGGCAAAAGCUUAACCUACGUAGCUGCAACUAAAGAAAGUCACUUCCUUUCUUGUAGCUCCUGUGUUUCCUCCGUCACCAUGUUACUGAAGGAUUGUACCUUAUUUUCAAAGAAGGUACUCUGCCUCAGUUCAAUAAACUGUUAAGAGGAGUUCUGACUUCAUGGCUGUGCACUCAAAUUAAUAGCAGAAGCAAGCUUUAACUGCAGAUUUGGUUUUGAAAGUCUGGAAUCCCAGCUAUGGUUGUGGUUCAGCAGUCCUCAUGUGUUAUGUACAGUUGCAUCAUAUAUUCCCAUAUGCUGUGGAACACAAAGCAGAAAGCUUCUGGCAGCUUAUUUACAGUUCACAGUUGUAAAGUAGUUCACAUUACAGUAGUAGCUCCAUCAAAAUAGGCUCAGCUAAACAUUCAAGUAACAAAAACACUAGUAGUCUCUUCACACCAAUAUUUCCCUAUAUCCAUUGCCAGCAAUGGACAUUAUGGCAGGUGGGUCAGCUCCUGUCACAGAGGAAUGGGGAUACACAGUUGAUGCAAAGUGCAACUUCUCAGUGCAUGCAGUUGCUAACAAAGCUUACGUAAUCCUCAUCAGGGUAUUUUGUGAUGAGUAGCGUGCAUGUGACCAGGUUCUUCACAGGAGAGAUUCUUCUGCCAGUUACGCACAUCAUAAGUCCAUAUACAUGGGUUGCUCCAAGUUAGCUAUGUACUUCUGUGCCAUUUGGAGUUAGCUUACCUUUCCUCUCUACACAAGGUCCUUUAGCAGAGUACUGCACCAGAAGAAAGGGCUCUUUGGUUUCUCCUUCUCCCACAAUGCUUUCCUCAUCUUCAGACUGGCUGAUCCUCUGCAGACGCAGGUAACACCAGCAGCCCAGUAUCAAGGCACCAAGAGCUGCAAUAGCAAUCAAAAUAACAAUAACAGUCACCACUCCGGUGGUGGGGCUAUGAUCCAUAAUAGACAUUGUCAGUAUUUCAGACUGUCCAACUUCUUUAAGGAGAAUUCCUUCUGUUCUCACUGCCAGGCUUGCUGCAUCUUCAAACUCCUGCAGUGGAAAAAAUAGACACUUCAAUAAGCUGUGCAGUUUUACCAUAUUCAGCAACAUUAUAUUCAUGGUUGGUAUCCUUCACAAUGGCACAUGACCCUCUUGCUGUUGGUGCUUUGAGCAUCUCACUCUCUUAUAGUUCUUACUCAUUUUAAGCUAUUUUUUCAAACUCCUUUUGAAGAUGCAGGUUUCUACAACAAACUAAAACAAGUAAAAACUAAACUUAUUUCAGCCCUUGAUGUGCUUGUCAAGCCUGCUAAGAGGUAACAAUUUUUACUAGGAGACAGAAGAUGAGACAAGACACAAACACAUAAUAGACUGCAUGGAAGUUACACAGUUUAGUAUAGAGAGAUUAAAGACUAUUGAAUAAAACACUCAAUCAUGGGUGAGCUCUCAAAUCCAUGACAAGGUCGCAAUUCAGCUACCUUUAGUUUUCCUAAAGGAAUCCUACAAAAACAGUACAUUUGAGAGUCUGAAGUCUGGCCCUUUUUAAAAUUUAAUUUACAAACAUCCGUAUAUUAACAGUUCCAGGUUUGGUAAGCUAAUAGCAAAGGUAAUUGCAGUGCUACUGUAAGCCUGUGUGUAACAUUGGUCUGUUUAGAAGGGCUGACUACACAGUAAUUAACUGGUUGUUCACUGAGCCAAUAAAAACAACAGCUGUUGCUUUAUAUGCAUUUUUUUAAGAAGCAGGUAGAGAUAGAUUUAUUGAGGACUACCAAAACACAAGGGGAAGAUCAUUAUUUUAAGCCUCUCUUCUUCUCAGUGGCUUUCAGACCACAAGAGCAAGGGACCAUGUCAGGACUGCGGCAGAAAUUGGAAUAGAGGCAGCAGGCAGGAAAACGAGAAAGGAGGAACUCCACAGCUUCCUUAGUCUGCUGUGGUUUUGGCAGGAAAAAUGCAUAGGGAAUGUCUUCUGCCACUUCCAAAUUCACAACACUAUUUAAGGAGUGACAUGAACCUUGCCUUAAAUCUCAAAGUUAUUGUUUAAAAAGUCAGUAGCUUUACAUUCCUCCACUUCAACCAGGACAUAAGAAAAAGGCAUUCAUUACCUUUUCUUUUCUACUAGUCUAGCUCUUUAACAAGACAGAAACCUCAUGGAAGACUUCAGACCAGAGCCAGUCCUAACCAGGAACAUAUCUUACCUCUCUGCUGCGGCAGGAAUCACAUUAAGGUUCUAUAGUGCAAUUUCAGGUACGGCAGAUGUAGUCCCUAGUGGUUCUAAGGUCACCUGCAAGUGCGGAACAGUGUCUGCGUUUCACUUGACACGUAGCCACUGACUGGCAAUGGAGUAACAGGAGUGUCUUCUGUAUUCUGAAAAAGCCAGUCUGUCAAGGGCCACAUACCUUUCCAGGAAAGGCUCUUCCUCACCAUCAUUGUUGUACUCUUCUUAGCUGCAACAGCAGCAUCUUCAUACAAAGCCCUCAAAAGAAGUCAAUCUUAAUCAACUUUUCACCAGAACUGUUAGGUUAUUGCAAGUGUUACCCAUUGCACUAAAAAUCUCAUCAGCAUUUUAACGUGAAAGAGUCAAAGGCAAUUACAGUGCAGUAUCUUUGCCAACAGAACUCAAGCUAGAGAUUAAGUUUAUUCCCUUAUGUCUUGUGGAGUGGCAGACCGAUGCACAUAGACCUUUCAACAAGAACACAUCCACUAAAGAGAAGUUGAGUAUCAGUGUCAUUAGGGUCCAGUGUCACAUAACUAACUUGCAUACACUAACUCCAUUUCCAGUCAUGUCAACUACAGCAACCAAUAACCUGUAGCGUACCUGAUACAGGUAACCAAGUCCUACAGACCCAAUUUUGCCCAAGUAAGAUAAACAAAACUAACCACCUCACACACCCUCUACAGAGCUAUGUGCCCACUGCAGCCAGAGGUAUGUGAUUUGUCAUCACCAUCUUGGAUCUGCAAUGCUUAUUCAACACAGAGCGAUUAGCUGAGGAUGAUUAAGAGUGACUUUCAUGCAAUUCAUUUUUCUCAGGACAUGUCUGAACUGCAGCACUGUCUGAUCUAGUAUAAACAGCAUCAGCAUAAAAGAUGGUUUACCUUGCUCCCGCUGCAGGCACUCCACAUUAAGCCCUGUUCUGCAGCUUGCCUAAUUGCCAGCAGCAGCGACAACCUACUAGCACUAUUUCUCAAUAGCAGUUUGUUGCAGCAUUUAACCUUACACUAAAACUAAACAGUUACUGUCACCUAGAAAAUAGCUUUUAAUACUGGGAACUAGCAUUGCAGAAGCUACCCCACUGCCAGACUUCAAGUGAGUAGACAGCAUCAGCUAUACAAAAAUACAAAACUUCGCAUACCACUGUCUUCUGUAUCAGCAAGAUCUUUUGGCAGCCUGGGUUUAGACCUCAGCAUAAUAGCUAGCUCCACACAGGCCUUUGCAAGCAGUCUUGAGAAACAAGUUUGAAAGCAAGAACUAGAUGCUAGGUGUGGGUAACGAAGAACCUACAUCUACCUGGACUGUAGGAGAAUGUAUUUCUCCCUUCCCCUUUCUAACAGCCACAGACUACAGUGGUCUCAGUUUGAUCUAUAAAAUACAGGCAGGUCUGUAAGUUACUAUUUGAGGGAGAAAUGGGGCUUUUUAAGAUGUGCAGAUCUCUGUCUUAAGACAAGGCUUUCUCUUCUCAGGUUAUACACUGGUCUCUUGCCAUUCCCAUUUCUUUUGGGAUCCUAAGGAGUACAGCUGGACCAGGAAGUCCACUGUUUGGGAAAGUGCUUUUUCUGAACAAAGCAUGCACAGGAGCAGUUCAGAGGAGUUAUGAGAGGUAGGCACUUACUGCUGUCCACAUGUGAAGAGCUGUGUAGUACUUAAUUUUCAUUUACUCUUCUUGGACACUUGUGUUUAACACCAUAAUUACUGCUUAAUAAGUCUGCUGCCGCUUGCUUGAAGUUGUGAGGCAACUUAACCCUUACUUCCAUCUUUGUGAAAUCCUGAUGUUAAACUAUAUGAAGACCAGACCCAAGUCUCCAUCAGUCUUACUUCUCACCAGGCACAGGGAAGAACCUUUCAGGGCAACACGCACUCCAUGAGGGGGUGACUUCAGUCAUCAGCAACUCCCACACAGCUGAUGCUUCUAGAGUGUAGGAAGUUCCAUAGCAGGUGCCAGUGAGGAGCUUAAGUAGACAGUUUCAAGGUGCAGAGCUGGCCAGGAAGAACAUGCUUAUUGCUCUGGGUAUGAUAGCUUUGUUUCUUUAUCCUCUGCUCUAGCAACUCAAUUCAGUCAUGACAGCUCCUUCUAGAAUAGUUUCACAUGAAUCCUUUACAAAAGGACAGAUUUAACAACUGGGACAUUAUCUUUCCUUCUACAAGUCUGGCUCCUAACUUUAUACACAAUUGAAGGAUAUUACCAGACUCAUCCUUCCGGUCUAAUGAGUCAUUUGUAUUUAUAUCACCAACUAACUAGAAGAGCUCUUUAAGACAACUGAUAUGUUGACAGUGGCGGAAGUAAACAGAACGAAAGUUGCAGGACCUGUCCUUGAGGCAGGAUGUUAUAUAUGAAUGCUCACUAUACCAGGAAGUUACUUCUAGGUGGGUUAAGCUCUCCUAAUGAUAUGGCAAGGUAGAAAGCGUUUGAGAUGGAGAACCAGGACCUCCAGGAUGCGUGAGACUUUAUUUGCUCUUACUAAAGUUUCCAGUCCAAGUUUGAGUGCAACACAGCAACUUACAGAUUCCUCUUACAGAUCUGUCUUGGACAAAUCUAUAUUUUUUUACAUUAAAAAUUCUGAAUGCUUUUUGA
Molecule: messenger RNA, 10061 nt
Organism: Strigops habroptila (Kakapo)
Lineage: Eukaryota; Metazoa; Chordata; Aves; Psittaciformes; Psittacidae
Gene: TXNDC11
Product: thioredoxin domain containing 11
Exons: 12
Coding region: 868-3525 (885 amino acids)
Source: RefSeq, a predicted model, not a curated record